This is a messenger RNA of Exophiala bonariae, 1152 nucleotides long. RefSeq lists its product as uncharacterized. Bases 1 to 1152 code for a protein of 383 amino acids. NCBI's taxonomy places the organism in Eukaryota, Fungi, Ascomycota, Eurotiomycetes, Chaetothyriales, Herpotrichiellaceae. The transcript has a single exon. The record is from RefSeq and is a predicted model, not a curated record.
AUGCCCAAACGAGAGACUAUCCGCACCGGCAACCCGACGUUACUCAAUAAGAUCUUUCUACGAGUACAACAAAUCCUGAGCUGCAUAUUCUCAACCAUAGCCUUAUUCUUCAUCACUACAUCUACCGCAACCAAUAACGACGAUAGACCUGUGUCGAAUACCGUCAAAAAAAUAGGCAAGGGACAGUGCGGCACCGUAUGGGCAUUGACCGGCACAAACCAGGUAUUAAAGGCCGCCAAUGAGAAUAAAGACGACCAGCUGUACAACGACUACUGCAAACAUGCUCGCGUGGAAGAAGCCCUGCGGCAGACCUCUUCAAUCUUGAGACGAAGCAUCAAUCUACCCAGUCUCGACACCUGGAUCGGGUCUGGCAACGAAGACUUCUGGAGUAAACAUCGUACCGAAUUUCCAUAUCCAGAGAGUUUCGUCCAGCUAAAGAGCAGCUUUACUUCUGGGCGAAUAUUUCCAGUCCAAGAGGCCAUUCGGUCGGCUCUCGUUGAAAACUUCGCACCUAAAAGUAUUAAACAACGCAAGGAGAGCUUCCUGUCCCAGCCGGAACAUAAGGGCUGCUUGAUCCGCAUCUAUCUCGGUCGACGACAACAGCGGCCACCAAACAAGACUUUCAGGCUUCGCAAUUUCGACAUGGCGAUCGACGAGAUGGAACUCCUACAACUUGAUACUGUGCUGUACGCUGAGACUAUCGCACAGACAUUAGCGAUCAUCCACUGGAGGGCGAAACUCGAUGCGAACGACGUCGAGUUUGUUUUGGGGAACACGCCCGCUCAAAAGAUACCACAUACCGCUGCGGAACUGGAGGCCACCAAUAGGUUCGGCAUGGAAAACCUUGCUUCUGAACUCCAUCUCAAGCGCGGAUCGAUGGGUAUUUGGCUCCUCGAUUUCGACCAGUGCAGUGAUUUUCCCGAGGAUGAACAGGGUGUGAAACAGCUCAAACAAGCUUUCUAUUUCAAUGAUCCCUAUUACCCGCGUCCGUGCUCUACCCACCCAAAGGACAUCGUGUUGUGGAAUACCUUCAAGGAGAGCUACCUAGCUACGAGUGCUUGUUUCACGACCAGUGACAUGCCACAGAAAUUUGUCGAUGCCGCUGAAGCAGAGGGAAAGAAGAGAAGCCAAGGUGGUUCUAUGUUCCAGUAA